Molecule: messenger RNA, 3807 nt
Organism: Bubalus bubalis (water buffalo)
Lineage: Eukaryota; Metazoa; Chordata; Mammalia; Artiodactyla; Bovidae
Gene: DDX50
Product: DExD-box helicase 50
Exons: 16
Coding region: 1573-3591 (672 amino acids)
Molecular function (GO): helicase activity; RNA binding; ATP binding
Source: RefSeq, a predicted model, not a curated record
AUUAAUAGUCUUUUCUCAUAGUGUUCUCAUUCAAUUCACAAAUAUUUAUUGAGCCUAAUUUAUACCAGACUCUUUGCUGGGCACCAAGAAGGUCCCUGCUCUCAAGGAGUCUGUUAGAAGAGUUGCAGAGACUUCCCGCCCCACUUCUCAAGAGACUUAGAGAAAAGGAAACAGAGCUUUGGAGGGUAAGGAAGCAGUAUCUGAAGCCUGACACUUGACCAAAGAAUGAAAAUAUUCUGCAUAGUUCCAGAGAGCCGAACCUACCCUUCUGACCUUGUCAACAAGGUAGACCUGCCAUUCCAGCCAAGCAGUUAUUUCUUUUUUAUUGUGGUAAAAUACAAGUACCAUAAAAUUUACAUUUACUUUUUAAAAUUAAUUAAUUUUUUUGGCUGCCCUGGCAUGUGGGAUCUAGUUUCCCAACCAGGAGCUCAAGUUUCCUUGUGUUGAGAGCAUUGAGUCUUAGCAGCUGGACCACCAGGGAAAUCCCUAAUUGUUUUAAAGUUUAUAGUUUUGUAGCAGUAAGUACAGUCACAUUUGUUUGCAGACAUCAUCUUCCUUGAUCUCCAAAACUUUUCAUUCUCCCAAACUGAAGCUCUGUGCCCAUUAAACAUCAACCUCCUCAGUUGCCCUGUCUCCCCAACCUUUGGCAUCUACCAUUCACCUCUCUGUCUCUAUGCAUUUGACUACUCUAGAUAACUCCUGUAAGUGAAAUCAUCAAGCAGUUAUUUUAGUUCUUGCUCCUCCAAAAAUACUUGUCCCUUUUUGGCAUCCAUAUCCUGUCCAUCUGUCAAAGUUUAGUUUGUGUCUGUUAUAGCCACUCCCGUGUACACAUACAGUCAUCUCAUUCCCCCGUAAAGUCUUGUUCCAGUGCUGGCUUUAUAAUUUGAUUAGCAUGUAUUAUGCACUUCCUUGUAAAGUUAGCUCAUUCUUCCUGUGUGUAUCCUUUCCCCAAAUUUCCCAAAGAUUCUUGAGGGAAAUUACCAUAUCUUUGCCCAUGCUUAUAUUUCACUUUAUCUUUGUCAAUUGGUAGUUUUCACAUUGUAGUUUCUCCAGAGGUGCUCGUUGAUUUUCCUUUAAUUAUGAAAGAUAACGAAAGAUUUGGAAACAGAUUAGAGUACCAACUAAUAGAAAUAGAGCAUUCAAAUAGUGGUCUGGCAUUGAGAUGAAGGUAACUGGGUUUGGAUGUGUUGAGAUAUGGAGCUGGGCCUUAGGUUCUCAGAAUUGGAGUGCAGGUUAGGAAUGAAGCCUGGAAAUGUAUGUUGAAGCCAUGAAAAUGGUAUGAAAGUGUACAUAAAGAACAGAGACUUAAGCAUCCACAAAAGGAUAAAGAGGAAACAUCGAAGAAGAUAGAGAGCAUUAUGGAUAUCGGAAUUUCGGAUAAGGGAUUAUGGACCUGUACUUCCCUUAUAGGGUUGUUAUGAAGAUUUAAACAAGAUAAGCUGAAAACAUUUUACACAGUGCUGGAGUGAUAGAAGGAAGUCAAGGCACCAUUAUGACUCAGAUGAGAAAUCAGAAACAAGAGAAAAUGGUGUUACAGAUGACUUGGAUGCUCCCAAACCCAAAAAAGCUAAAAUGAAAGAGAAGCUAAAUGGUGACACCGAGGAAGGAUGUGAUAGACUUUCAGAUGAAUUUUCUAAAUCUCAUAAGCCAAGAAGAAAAGAUCUAUCAAAUGGAGAUAUUGAUGAACAUGAAAAAAGAUCAAAGCGAGUGUCAUCUUUAAAUAGUUCUACUCAUAAAUCAAGUGACAAUAAAGUAGAAGAGACCCUAACACGUCAACAGAAAGAAGGAGGCUUCUCCAAUUUCCCUAUUUCUGAAGAGACUAUAAAGCUUCUGAAAGGUCGAGGGGUAACAUAUCUCUUUCCAAUUCAAGUUAAGACUUUUGGUCCUGUAUAUGAAGGAAAAGAUUUAAUUGCUCAAGCACGGACAGGAACAGGAAAGACAUUCUCUUUUGCCAUCCCCUUGAUUGAAAGACUCCAAAGAAAUCAAGAGACAAUUAAAAAAAGCCGCUCACCAAAGGUACUUGUUUUGGCUCCUACAAGGGAACUGGCAAACCAAGUAGCCAAAGACUUCAAAGAUAUAACUAGGAAACUCAGUGUGGCAUGUUUUUAUGGUGGAACAUCAUAUCAAAGCCAAAUUAAUCAUAUUCGAAAUGGUAUUGACAUCUUGGUUGGGACCCCAGGUCGUAUCAAAGACCAUCUGCAGAGCGGCCGGUUAGAUCUUUCUAAACUGCGCCACGUUGUGCUUGAUGAAGUGGAUCAAAUGUUAGAUUUAGGUUUUGCUGAACAAGUUGAAGACAUUCUCCAUGAGUCCUACAAAACUGAUUCUGAAGACAAUCCUCAGACUUUGCUUUUUUCUGCAACUUGCCCACAGUGGGUAUACAAAGUUGCAAAAAAAUAUAUGAAAUCCAGAUAUGAACAGGUUGACCUUGUUGGGAAAAUGACUCAAAAGGCUGCAACUACUGUGGAACAUUUGGCCAUCCAGUGCCACUGGUCUCAGAGGCCAGCAGUUAUUGGAGAUGUCCUUCAAGUCUACAGUGGGUCUGAAGGGAGGGCUAUUAUCUUCUGUGAGACCAAAAAGAAUGUAACUGAAAUGGCCAUGAAUCCACACAUAAAACAGAAUGCCCAGUGUUUACAUGGGGACAUCGCUCAGUCACAAAGAGAAAUUACACUGAAAGGCUUCAGAGAGGGUAGUUUUAAAGUUUUGGUGGCAACCAACGUGGCUGCCCGUGGUUUGGACAUUCCUGAGGUUGACCUGGUGAUUCAGAGUUCACCUCCGCAGGAUGUUGAGUCCUAUAUUCAUCGCUCUGGACGCACAGGUCGAGCUGGCCGGACAGGGAUCUGCAUAUGUUUUUAUCAACCGAGAGAAAGAGGUCAAUUACGAUAUGUGGAACAAAAAGCAGGAAUUACUUUUAAACGUGUAGGUGUUCCUUCUACAAUGGAUUUAGUUAAAUCUAAAAGCAUGGAUGCCAUCAGGUCUUUGGCUUCUGUUUCUUAUGCUGCUGUUGAUUUUUUCCGACCAUCAGCUCAGAGACUGAUAGAAGAGAAGGGGGCAGUGGAUGCGCUGGCUGCAGCGUUAGCCCACAUCUCUGGCGCGUCAAGUUUUGAACCACGAUCUUUGAUCACCUCCGAUAAGGGGUUUGUGACCAUGACUCUGGAAAGCCCAGAAGAAAUACAGGAUGUCAGCUGUGCUUGGAAAGAACUUAACAGAAAGCUGAGUAGUAAUGCUGUGUCCCAAAUUACCAGAAUGUGCCUCCUGAAAGGAAAUAUGGGUGUUUGCUUUGAUGUUCCCACAGCCGAAUCAGAAAGGUUACAGGCAGAGUGGCAUGAUUCAGACUGGAUACUCUCAGUGCCAGCCAAGUUGCCUGAAAUUGAAGAAUAUUAUGAUGGAAACACAUCUUCUAAUUCCAGACAGAGGAGUGGUUGGUCAAGUGGCCGGUCGGGCCGGUCAGGCCGGUCAGGUGGUCGAUCCGGUGGCCGGUCAGGUAGACAGAGUCGGCAGGGGAGUCGGUCAGGAAGUCGACAAGAUGGUAGAAGACGAAGUGGGAAUAGAAAUCGAUCAAGAAGUGGGGGCCACAAGCGGAGUUUUGACUGAGAUAGUUAAUCUUCCAGUGUGAGCUUGCCUGUUUCUGCAUAAUCAUGUACAUUAUCAACCAAAAAUUAGGUCAUCAUAGCUGAGGUCUGUGUCUGCUAUUUGGAAAGAAGUUGGUUGUAUUUUUUUAAAAAGUAUUUCACAAGAAUGGUUGUAAACAAAUCUACUUAUCAAGUUAUACCUUUGAAUAAAAAAACCUCCUUUUAUUGUCUCUUUUCA